AUUUAGACCAGCCCAUCUGUAUCCACGGCAACAGAAGCAGAAGUGUCACUGGCCGCCAGAUCACUGAGGGUCCCACAAUGUGGCCUGGGCUGUGAUUUAUCCUGGGCGAGACAGCUUGAGCCCCCUUCCUGGAUUCCAAGACAGACCUGCUGAGAGAGUCCAGGUGCAGCCCAGCAGGACAACUGAUGGAGUCCCCCAGGGCCCAUCAAGUACCGGACUGGCUGACCCCCUAGGGUUGGGAGUAGCCCUUGCCCCUCAGUAUGGCCAACACCACCGGAGAGCCCGAGGAGGUGAGCGGCGCACUGUCCCCGCCGUCAGCAUCGGCUUACGUGAAGCUGGUGCUGCUGGGACUGAUCAUGUGCGUGAGCCUUGCGGGCAACGCCAUCUUGUCCCUGCUGGUGCUCAAGGAGCGUGCCCUGCACAAGGCUCCUUACUACUUUCUGCUGGACCUGUGCCUAGCUGAUGGCAUACGCUCUGCCGUCUGCUUCCCUUUUGUGCUGGCUUCUGUGCGCCACGGCUCCUCAUGGACCUUCAGUGCACUGAGCUGUAAGAUUGUGGCCUUUAUGGCUGUGCUCUUUUGCUUCCAUGCGGCCUUCAUGCUGUUCUGCAUCAGCGUUACCCGCUACAUGGCCAUUGCCCACCACCGCUUCUACGCCAAGCGCAUGACACUCUGGACAUGCGCAGCUGUCAUCUGCAUGGCCUGGACUCUGUCUGUGGCCAUGGCCUUCCCACCCGUCUUCGACGUGGGCACCUACAAGUUUAUCCGGGAGGAGGACCAAUGCAUCUUUGAGCAUCGCUACUUCAAGGCCAAUGACACGCUGGGCUUCAUGCUUAUGUUGGCCGUGCUCAUGGCAGCCACACAUGCUGUCUAUGGCAAGCUGCUCCUCUUCGAGUACCGUCACCGCAAGAUGAAGCCAGUGCAGAUGGUGCCAGCCAUUAGCCAGAACUGGACAUUCCAUGGCCCUGGGGCCACAGGCCAGGCUGCUGCCAACUGGAUCGCCGGCUUUGGCCGUGGGCCCAUGCCACCAACCCUGCUGGGUAUCCGGCAGAAUGGGCAUGCGGCCAGCCGGCGGCUGCUGGGCAUGGACGAGGUCAAGGGUGAAAAGCAGCUGGGUCGCAUGUUCUACGCGAUCACACUGCUCUUCCUGCUCCUCUGGUCACCCUACAUCGUGGCCUGCUACUGGCGAGUGUUUGUGAAAGCCUGUGCUGUGCCCCACCGCUACCUGGCCACCGCUGUUUGGAUGAGCUUCGCCCAGGCUGCUGUCAACCCAAUCGUCUGCUUCCUGCUCAACAAGGACCUCAAGAAGUGCCUGAGGACUCAUGCCCCUUGCUGGGGCACAGGAGGUGCCCCGGCUCCCAGAGAACCCUACUGUGUCAUGUGAAGCAGGCGGGUAGGCAGACAGGCAGGGAAAAGGUCAUGGCCACCAUGGUGGGGCCAACAACAAGGGAGGGGUGGGGCCCCAUACAGGAGCCUUCUUUUCUGAGCUCCAGCCCCAGCCCCUCGAACCACCCAUAAUCCAGGCACCUUUGCCAAUACCACCCUAGGGUGGGGGACUGGGAAAGAGGCAUCCUAGUUUUGUGGGGCCUGUCUCUGCAGCCUCCUUCUCUACUUCUACAGUCUCUCUCUCUCUCUCUCUCUCUCUCUCUCUCUCUCUCUCUCUCUCUGACAAUUCA
Urocitellus parryii (Arctic ground squirrel) is the source of this 1674-nucleotide messenger RNA. RefSeq names its product G protein-coupled receptor 173 (gene Gpr173). Gene Ontology annotation, biological process: G protein-coupled receptor signaling pathway. Gene Ontology annotation, molecular function: gonadotropin-releasing hormone receptor activity. Gene Ontology annotation, cellular component: plasma membrane. The record is from RefSeq and is a predicted model, not a curated record. Lineage: Eukaryota; Metazoa; Chordata; Mammalia; Rodentia; Sciuridae.